This is a messenger RNA of Gorilla gorilla gorilla (western lowland gorilla), 2913 nucleotides long. It is a transcript of the gene CIAO2A, whose product is annotated as cytosolic iron-sulfur assembly component 2A. NCBI's taxonomy places the organism in Eukaryota, Metazoa, Chordata, Mammalia, Primates, Hominidae. The transcript has 4 exons. Bases 2115 to 2423 code for a protein of 102 amino acids. The record is from RefSeq and is a predicted model, not a curated record.
AGGCGCUGGGGGCGGGGCGGCACCCGGCCAGCUGAGGCUGCCCAGCAAAUCCGAGGCCUGGUUCGCGAUGCUGAGAUAUUAACGAGUGGGGCCAAAGGGGCAGAAAAGUAGGAGUUAGGGGCUGCUCAGGUUCCUAGGGCCCUUUGUGCUCUGGAUAGCUUUAUCCAACAGGCUUCUAAGAGUUCGUCUGAAUGAAGGAGUGUCACUAAAAUGUUUGAAAACCUCUACAUGCCAUCUACCCAUGCCAAGCACAAUGCCCUCACAGAGAGUCAAUAAAUAUUUCGAUUGAGGUAUCUGAACAAGACUAGAAGAAAGCUUCACCACUUAUUCCUUGAGCAACAUUCAGUUAAUUCAUUAAGAAAUACAGAUACUGAGCAUCUACUGUACGCCUGGUACCUUGCUGUGAGUUUCAGAUACAGAAAUCAGGUAUUUAAUCGACAGCUCGACAUGUUCAAUGCUAUGGUGUCCUGUGGGAGCACAGGGAAAGAGAUAAUCAAUUCUGCUUGGAGAAGUCGGGAGGCCUCACAGAUGAAGUGAGACCUCAGUGUCCUAGAUUUGGCUGGAAAAAUGUUAGGAUUAUCCUCUCAAUUGCUGUGGAGUAAGUGGAGUGGAAUAGACGGCAGGGAAAUUAUUGAACCCUGACCAAAAUUUCCUUGGGACCUAAGCAAUUCAUUGUCCGGUGAUCCUAAGGCCUACAUUAACUAGACAAACAAGACUGGAGUUUAAAGAUAAAUGGGCAUGUUAGCAUGGGACAAUUCUGCAAGAUAAUCCUAUCGUUUCAAUAGAAAUGGCAUUUGUCACCAACUUUGACAAGAGGUUUAGUUAGUUUGGUUGUAACUGCAAAUUCAGGGAUGGACUCCCUCACAGGUCAUGUGAGCUGUUUGAAGGCAGGGGCAGCGUUUUAUCUUUGUAUCUUCCAUGCCUAUGGAUCACCUAUGGCAAAUUAGUACCUAUAAAUUUGAUCGGAGGGAUGGAUGGAUAAAAUAAAAUUGAUUUUGUUACUGGCAUCCAUCACACCCACGAACACCAGAGGGCUUAAGAUACACUUUUUUUUUUUUUUUUUGAGGGAAGUCUCGCUCUUCUCCCCCAGGCUUGAGUGCAAUGGCUCGAUCUUGGUUCACUGCGACCUCUGCCUCCUGGGUUCAAACGAUUCUCCUGCCUCUGCCUCCCAAGUAGCUGGGAUUAAGGCCCCUGCCACCACGCCCAGCUAAUUUUUGUAUUUUUUAGUAGAGACGGGAUUUGCCCAUGUUGGCCAGGCUGGUCUCGAACUCCUGACAUCAGGUGAUCCGCCCGCCUCGGCCUCCCAAAGUGCUGGGAUUAUACGCGUGAGCCAUCGCGCCCGGCCAAGAUACGCUUUUAAGGAUGGCGAUCUCCAUUAUGUCACCACUGUACACAUUAGACACGGGAAAACUUAUGUUCUAAGUUGUCUUUGGAGGCCAUUAGCAGAAAUAUUCGUUCAAAGGUGGGAAGCUGUGCUGGACUGAGUCCCUUAGGAGACGAGAAAGCCAAAAAGCCCUCCCCAUGCCAUGCCUGACUACCUCACUGGCUUCCCAUGACAUCCCUUUUCACAGCAACUGAAACCUACUUCCUGUCCGAUCAGGAAGUAAGAAAGACGUUGGCUGUCAGCGGAUCCCGCGGAGAAAUAACUGUAAAGAGUCUCCGUGCUGGAAACCUCCUCCAGCACUAGAACUCAAGAUCUCCUUUCCCCUACCCCUUCAGGAUUCAUCUUUAACUUAUCACGGAUACUGAGUGAGUCAGUCGCGGUUAACAGACCGUUACAUCCACUUCUACCAGGCGGACACUACAAGUCCCAGAAUACAAUUCGCUGCCUUCCGAAGAAAAUCGCUCACGCAUCCCAGCAUGCAAUGUGCUGACGAGCCGCGAAGAUUGUUUUUGUCCCGCCGAAAUCGAGCAAAGCACGCUGGAACUUGUAGUCCUUGAGGCCCCUUCCCUAGGUCCUUCGAGCUACUCCGUCUGGCCCCGCCUAUUCUCUGCUCUCCUGAACCUUUAGGCUUGUCUCGGCCCAUUUGAAGACCAGGAAGUUGAUCAAUCCCGAGGCUGCUGAGAGACGGUGGCGCGAUUGGGACAGUCGCCAGGGAUGGCUGAGCGUGAAGAUGCAGCGGGUGUCCGGGCUGCUCUCCUGGACGCUGAGCAGAGUCCUGUGGCUCUCCGGCCUCUCUGAGCCGGGAGCUGCCCGGCAACCCCGGAUCAUGGAAGAGAAAGCGCUAGAGGUUUAUGAUUUGAUUAGAACUAUCCGGGACCCAGAAAAGCCCAAUACUUUAGAAGAACUGGAAGUGGUCUCGGAAAGUUGUGUGGAAGUUCAGGAGAUAAAUGAAGAAGAAUAUCUGGUUAUUAUCAGGUUCACGCCAACAGUACCUCAUUGCUCUUUGGCGACUCUUAUUGUUGGAAAUCUACAUUUCUGAAGGAACCCACUCAACAGAAGAAGACAUCAAUAAGCAGAUAAAUGACAAAGAGCGAGUGGCAGCUGCAAUGGAAAACCCCAACUUACGGGAAAUUGUGGAACAGUGUGUCCUUGAACCUGACUGAUAGCUGUUUUAAGAGCCACUGGCCUGUAAUUGUUUGAUGUAUUUGUUUAAACUCUUUGUAUAAUGUCAGAGACUCAUGUUUAAUACAUAGGUGAUUUGUACCUCAGAGCAUUUUUUAAAGGAUUCUUUCCAAGCGAGAUUUAAUUAUAAGGUAGUACCUAAUUUGUUCAAUAUAUAACAUUCUCAGGAUUUGUAACACUUAAAUGAUCAGACAGAAUAAUAUUUUCUAGUUAUUAUGUGUAAGAUGAGUUGCUAUUUUUCUGAUGCUCAUUCUGAUACAACUACUUUGCGUGUCAAAUAUCUACUGUGCCCAAAUGUACUCAAUUUAAAUCAUUACUCUGUAAAAUAAAUAAGCAGAUGAUUCUUA